AUGUUAGUAAUAGAUUGUCUUCAAGAUAUUUUUGAAUAUUUAAGAAGUGAUAACAAUGCAUUGCAUUCUUGUGUAUUGGUAAACAAAAUAUGGUGUGAGGCCGCUACUCCAAUACUAUGGAGCGAUCCCUUUAAAACCCUAUGUAGUGUAGUAUUUUACAACAAUGGGGAAAAACCAGCAGUAGAAUCUAUUGGAGAAAGCUAUAACAACAAUGGUUACAAACCAAAGUACAAAGAGUUUUCUGUCUCACGACAAAGAACUGAAAGUCUACUCAAAGCUUUUCUGUACUGGGCAACCGAACAACAAAAAAACUCUUUAAAAAACACAGUAUCAAAAUUUAAAAAAAAAUCAAGGCCAAAUUUUCCAAGGACUAGAAAUGACACUGAUUUUCUUUCUUUGAUAAAUUCAACAUCAACAUCAACGUUUGACUAUCCCUUUUUCAUGCGAACAUUAGAUCUAAAACGUCUCAGCUCGACUAUAUCUAUUUGGUUAAAUGACGUAUAUGAUUCUAGCGAACCUUACUUUUAUCUUAUGAGCAUACCAAAAUCCAAACAAUGUUUGUCAAGAAUAAAUGAAAUAGAAUGUUCAUCUGAUUUUCCAAAAGAAAUAUUUACCUCUUUGUCAAAGGUUUGUCAGAAUAUUGAAAUAUUUAAAAUGACAACGAAUUUCAGAGAAAAUGUUGGAUUAAACGAAUUGAUCAAAGUUCAAAAAUGCAUCAAGCAUGUAGAGUUAUAUGGUAAAAGUGAUUAUAGUGAUCUACUUGGAAUUUUUCCACAUUCUGAAGCUUCUUUCGUAUUAUAUUCUAAUGACUUUAACUCUGUCAAAUUACACUAUCAUACAAAUAUGGUUAACAUUUUACCACGUUGUGAAAAUUUAAAAGUGUUAAAGCUGGAAAUUCAUAAUAAUUUACCCAUUUCAUUGAUCAAUCCAUUGACAAACUCUUCAUUUGUGAAUUUAAUAAGGCUAGAAAUCUAUGCAAACGCUUUAAGUUUAGGGCAGCUAUCUCAAAUUAUUGGAAACACAGAUGGAAAACUAACUUAUGUUUCAAUAGAUUGUUGGAAUUUAUCUGAUUUGGACAAAGAUGGGUUUUUGUUUGAAUCAGUUGCAAACUAUUGUCCAGAUUUACUUUAUUUUCAUUGUCCAAUAAAUAGGAUAACUCCCUAUUUAUUGGAAGGAGUCAAUAAAUUCUGUGAAAAUUGUCAAAAACUUCAACAUUUUAAAUUAGAUUCUCCUGAUGAACUUGAUUUGUCUGAAAUUUUAAACAUUUUGGGCAAAUCUGCUGGUCCUAAUGUCACCGAAUUUGGUUUUGAGGGUUCAUGGAUAGCGCCAUCUAGCAAAGUUAACUCAUUUAUUAAAUCUCGCAAAAAAUUAGAUAGACCAUUUAAAUUAAAGGUCAAUGAAGCAUUUAAUUUUAAUCAUUUACCUUAA
Molecule: messenger RNA, 1428 nt
Organism: Entrophospora sp. SA101
Lineage: Eukaryota; Fungi; Glomeromycota; Glomeromycetes; Entrophosporales; Entrophosporaceae
Source: the annotation of a GenBank genome assembly